Messenger RNA from Vanessa tameamea, 3363 nucleotides. It is a transcript of the gene Pdi, whose product is annotated as Protein disulfide isomerase. The transcript has 11 exons. Lineage: Eukaryota; Metazoa; Arthropoda; Insecta; Lepidoptera; Nymphalidae. Gene Ontology annotation, cellular component: endoplasmic reticulum. The coding region runs from base 140 to 3175 and encodes 1011 amino acids. Gene Ontology annotation, molecular function: protein disulfide isomerase activity. Gene Ontology annotation, biological process: protein folding; response to endoplasmic reticulum stress. The record is from RefSeq and is a predicted model, not a curated record.
UCACAGCCAAACACACGAUCGACGCUGCCACGUCAAGUGAGACUGCGCAAGUGUGAAUGAAGUGGCAGUUUCGGCAUUUUGUGAGGAUUCGUCUGCCGAGUAGAAUUAUUAAUUGCUGUGAGACCAUCAGAUAUUAAAGAUGCGUGUUAUAAUAUUUUCGCUAGCGAUAGCCCUCUUGGGUACCGCGCUCGGUGACGAAAUUCCUUCUGAAGACAAUGUUCUAGUAUUAUCAAAAGCCAAUUUCGACAAUGUUAUUGCUUCGAAUGAAUUCGUCUUAGUAGAAUUCUAUGCACCAUGGUGCGGACACUGCAAAUCGCUCGCGCCUGAGUAUGCAAAGGCAGCUACAAAAUUAUUGGAAGAAGAAUCUCCUAUCAAGCUGGCUAAGGUCGAUGCUACCCAGGAGCAGGAUCUGGCCGAAUUCCACAAAGUCAAGGGAUACCCGACUCUAAUUUUCUUCAAGAAAGGAAACCCACUCGAAUAUUCCGGUGGACGCCAAGCUGAUGACAUUGUGGCAUGGUUGAAGAAAAAGACUGGUCCACCAGCAGUUGAAGUUGCUUCUGCCGAACAGGCUAAAGAACUGAUUGCAGCUAAUAAUGUUGUUAUAUUCGGUUUCUUCCCCGACCAAGGAACUGACAAAGCCGUCACUUUCUUAAACACAGCUGGCUUAGUUGAUGACCAAAUCUUUGCCAUUGUCACCGAUGAGAAGGUCAUUGAGGAACUUGAAGCUCAAGCUGAAGAUGUUGUUCUCUACAAAAACUUCGAAGACCCAAGUGUCAAAUUCUCCGGUGAAGAGUUCACAGAAGAUGCCCUGAAAUCAUGGGCGUUUGUUCAGAGUAUGCCAACCAUUGUUGAGUUCUCCCAUGAGACUGCCUCCAAGAUCUUUGGUGGUCAGAUCAAGUACCACCUUCUGUUGUUCCUGUCCAAGAGCACCGGUCACUUCGAGAAGUACCUGAAUUCCCUGAAACCAGUCGCCAAGAACUACCGCGACAGGAUCAUGACCGUUGCCAUCGACACUGAUGAGGAUGAUCACCAGAGGAUUCUGGAGUUCUUCGGCAUGAAGAAAGAAGAGGUGCCAUCGGCUCGUCUGAUCGCCCUGGAACAAGACAUGGCCAAGUACAAACCCGCCACCGACGAGCUCAGCGCUAACGCCGUAGAGGAGUUCGUGCAAUCAUUCUUCGCGGGAACCCUGAAGCAGCACCUGCUGAGCGAGGACCUGCCCGCCGACUGGGCCGCCAAGCCCGUCAAGGUACUCGUCGCGUCCAACUUCGACGAGGUCGUGUUCAACCCCGAAAAGAAGGUCCUCGUCGAGUUCUACGCUCCAUGGUGCGGCCACUGCAAGCAGCUGGUGCCGAUCUACGACAAGCUGGGCGAGCACUUCGAGAAGGACGCCGACGUUGUCAUCGCUAAGAUUGACGCGACCGCCAACGAACUCGAGCACACCAAGAUCACUUCCUUCCCCACCAUCAAGCUCUACGGCAAGGACAACCAGGUGCGCGAAUACAACGGCGAGAGGACGUUAGCCGGCCUCACCAAGUUCGUGGAGACCGACGGAGAAGGCGCUUCGCCCGUUCCAUCGGUGGUCAUAGAGGAAGAGGAAGAUGUUGAAGAAGAAGUAGAGGAAGAGGAAGAUGUUGAAGAAGAAGUAGAGGAAGAGGAAGAUGUUGAAGAAGAAGUAGAGGAAGAGGAAGAUGUUGAAGAAGAAGUAGAGGAAGAGGAAGAUGUUGAAGAAGAAGUAGACGAAGAUGAACAAGAAGUUGAAGAUAAAGAAGAGGAAGACGAACAAGAAGUUGAAGAAGACGAAGAGGUAGAUGAACAAGAAGUUGAAGAAGACGAAGAAGUUGUAGAACAGGAAGUGGAAGAAGACGAAGAAGAUGAAGAAGAAACCGAACAACAAGAAGAGGAAGAAAACAAUGAUGAAGAAUGGAAUAAUGAAGAAGUGAUUGAAAAAGCUGUAGUCCGCCGGUCAUCGUUUGAUCAUAAUCACCAGCAUCAACAUGACCAUGACCACGACCAUGAACAUGAACAUGACCAUGACCACGACCACGACCACUACCACGACCACGAACAUGAACAUGACCAUGACCACGACCAUGAACAUGACCAUGACCACGAACAUGAACAUGAAGAUGAACAUGAACAUGACCAUGAACAUGAACAUGACCAUGAACAUGACCAUGAACAUGAACAUGACCACGACCACGACCACGACCACGACCACGACCACGACCACGACCACGACCACGAACAUGAAGAUGAACAUGAACACGAACAUGACCACGACCAUGAACAUGACCAUGACCACGAACAUGAACAUGAAGAUGAAAAUGAACAUGAACAUGAACAUGACCAUGAACAUGAACAUGACCAUGACCAUGAACAUGACCAUGACCAUGAACAUGAACAUGAACAUGACCACGACCACGACCACGACCACGAACAUGAACAUGAACAUGAACAUGAAGAUGAACAUGAACAUGACCAUGAACAUGAACAUGACCAUGAUCAUGACGAACCUUUUUCUAACGAUGUCGAUGGAUCUGGAAAAGGAGAGGAAGGCAAGGAAGAUGCUGUCGUAGAUUUUAUUCGGUUAACUAGGCGUUUAAAACAACAAGAAGAUUUAGAACAAGAAGUUGAUGAUGAGAUGGAAGAAGAAACUGAUAAUGACGAAAGUAAUGUUGAUGAAGAUGGUAAUGGUGAUGAAGACGGUGACGAUAAUGAAGACGAUUCUAACGGUGAUGAUGAUACUAAUGGUGAUGGCGAUACUAACGGUGACGGUGAUGACAACGGCGAUGACGAUGCUAACGAUGACGGGGAUGAUAACGAUGAUGACGAUACUAACGUUGAUGAUGAUGACAACGGUGAUGACGGUGCUACCGAUGAUGGUGAUGAUACUAACGGUGAAGGUGAUGACAACGGUGAUGACGAUGCUAACGAUGAUAACGAUGAUGACGAUACCAGUGGUGAAAAUGAUAAUGGUGAUGAUGAUGAUGAGAAUAACGAUGCUGAAGAUGAUGAUGGUGAUAAUGAUAAUAACGAUGAUGGUGGUGACAAUGAAGGCAAUUUCGAUGAUGAAAACGGUGAAGACAGUCAAAGUGAUGAAACGGAAAAUGAUACCGACAAUGAAGAAUUUGGGGUUGAAAAGCUUUUCAAAAAAUUGAUAAGUGCAUUCGCUUAAAACGAUAGGCAUUUGAUUUCAAAAGUAUCUCUAUAAAGAGUGCUAUCUUGAAAUGUACGUAGUUAGGUAGCAAUGAAAACAAUUUUAUUUUUAAAUAUUAGACUUAAGUGUUGUGAGUAGGAUUUCACUUUGUGCAAUUUUGUAAAUAAGCUGACGUGAAUGUGUAAUAAAUUAUUAUAUUACUAUAA